UGGCUCCCUCUUGGUGCUGCUCAUGCCUGACCGCUGCAUUGUCCCCUCCCCCCAACAUGGCCAGCUGCCCAGGAAGCCCCCACCGCUUCCGAAUGCUUGGGGGCAAGGGGAACCACCCCCUGAUCGCUGUGCGCCAGGGGCCUUGCAGGAAGCGCGCGCGCAAAGCACAGCCCAGCCGCCCCUGUUGGGGGGCUGCAGAGGGGCCCUUCCAGCCGCACGGGGACGCUGCCGCCGCCGCAGCAGCCUCCGCUCCGGGGCAGGGAUUCACCCGGCAUAGCCGAAAUGAGAGACGCGCCAGGGGCCGGUGCAUGCCCGAGCCAGGGCCACCUCCGCGGGCCAAGUACGGCGCAGGCUGGAGUCUCCCCCCGCUGCUUGGAUGUGCAAUGCAGCCACGUGGAAAAUGAGGCAGAGAGAGACUAGAUCUUGCAGUGCAUCAUCAUCAUCAUCAUCAUUCAUUUGCAUGGGGUGAGAGAGAGAAUUCCUAGGCAUGGACCAGAGCCUUAGGGUGCUAGGUCAGCAGUUCUCAAACAUUUGUACUGGUGACCCCCUUUCAUACAGCAAACCUAAACACCAUGGAUACAGCUAGCCACAGUCUAGUCCUCCUGCAGCAGCUAAACAUGCAGCGAGAGUUUGGUUUUCUGUGCGACUGUACUGUUGCAAUAGGAGAUGUUUACUUCAAGGCCCACAGAGCAGUGCUCGCUGCUUUUUCAAACUACUUUAAGAUGAUAUUUAUUCACCAGACAAGUGAAUGCAUAAAGAUUCAGCCUACAGAUAUCCAACCAGACAUAUUCAGCUACUUGUUGCACAUUAUGUACACUGGAAAAGGUCCAAAGCAGACAGUCAACCCCAGCCGGCUAGAGGAGGGCAUUCGAUUUCUCCAUGCAGACUACCUUUCCCAUAUUGCAGUUAAAAUGAACCAGAUAUUUUCACCAGAGACGGUGCAGUCUUCAAACUUGUAUGGAAUUCAGAUCUCAACCGCACACAAAGCAACAACAGAAGGUCUUGGUGCAAAAGAAAAUCGGAUAAAUGCCAGCAAUAGAUCUGCAAACCAGGGUGACCACCCACAGUUACAGCUCUCACUUGCCAUUGGACUAGAUGAUGGCACCCUUGAACAACAGAUCACCCAUCCUUCGGCCCAAGCAGCUGGGGCUGCCAAGCCAGUGGAGGAACUUCAGAAAUCAUCUGUGUCCAUAAAGCAGGAGAAGUGUGACCCCGAGCCAGUGGUGUCCCAGAGUCAUACAUCACCCUCUCCAGAUGUUUCUAAAACUAAUCUCAAAAUGCACUUAUGUCAUUACUGUGGGGAACGUUUUGAUUCCCGUGUCAAUUUGCGGGAACACCUGCACACUCAUGUGUCAGACUCACUUCCCUUUGGUGUGCCAGCCUCCAUCUUGGAAAGUAACGACCUUGGUGAAGUGCAGCCUAUAACUGAAAAGGGGGAAGCUACUGAAAGUCACCGGCUGGGUACCUUCCUAAUGAAAGAGAAUGAGCAUUCGUCAGAACAUCCAAGCCAUAGUAACACAGAGCCAUUACAGUAUGGCCAGUUGUCACUAAUCUCCAAAGACGCAGAACCUAUGGAGUUAAACUGCAACUUUUCUUUUUCAAGAAAGAGAAAAAUCAGUUGCAGCGUCUGUGGCCAUAAAUUUCUCAGAAAGAGCCAGUUGCUGGAACACAUGUACACACACAAAGGGAAACAAUACAAAUACAACCGAUGCCAGAGGUUUGGUAACCCAGUAGCCCACAGGUUUCAUCCUUAUUGUGACAGUUGGUCUGAUUGCACAGUAAAAAGUUCCAGGCUCUCUACAGAUCACUUGGAUUCAUCGUGUGCAUUAGAGUCUGAUAGUGCUCCAGAAAAUGUUGAUACCAUCCUAGUAGAAUAGCUUUGUACAUCACCUUUGAUGAGCUGAAACCAUUAAUGCUUAAAUUUGUUUGUGCCCUUCCAUUUUGCUAAAUGUUUCUUUCUACCUACCAGCUCUUUCUGCAGCGAGGUGAGACUGUAACAACUAUGUACGCCCUUUUACUUGUAUAUUUAAACCUUAAAAUCUUAAGUUGAUUGGAGAGAUCAAGCUAUUUUUUGGCAGUGUCUGGAUAACUUACAUGCAUUCUUCAUAAAUGACAACCUAAUUGAACUGUGUGUUACCCUAUAUAAAGUUGUGGAAGUUAGUGAGUGAGGGGUUUAAGCAUCUAGUAUAUUGAGCAGAAUUUUAGGAUUCUGUGUGUCCUUGGAAUAUUCUGAAACCAAAGUGAGUGGAAUAUGUUCAGAAUAUAUUGCUUAUCUUAAUUAGGUUUUAGGUUAAUAUCAAUUCCCUAGAAAGAGAGACUACCCCAAAGUGCAGGCAAUGGCUAGGUCUAGACUACAAGUUUUUGUCAGAAAAAGCUACACAAAAAGCGCUCCGCAUUUUGCAUAGCUUUUUCCGAUUCUUUUGUCAGACGAGGCUUUUCCAACAUUUGGCCUGUCUAGACUGGGCCAAAUGUCAGAAAAAAACCCUCUUUUGGAAGCCCCCUUCCUCGUGGAAGGAGGAAUACAGGGGCUUCUGAAAGUGUGUUUGCACUUCCUCAAAAGUGCAAACGUGUUCCCUGGACAAAGCGGGGUUUUUUUGGGAUAUCAAAAAACCCACAGUGUAGACAUAGCCAACAUGUGGGGAAUGAACAAUCUACAGCACAUAACAUUUCAGGCUGUUCCCUUUUCCAAGUAAUCCUGAGAGACAGAGAUAGGGACAGUGGCCCUGGGGUAGCAAGUGUUUGAAGUUCCAUUGACUGAAUACAUUCUUAGAGUGCAGCAGCUACUUAGAGUUUUGUUGCAAGAGGACUAAUGUGAGUUCUUCCCUUUUCCAAGCCCAACAGACCCACCCCUGCUUGGUAAGUUCCCUCACAAAUGUGGAACCAAAUCCUAUUGAAGCCCUGCAAAGGGUCCCAUUAAUGAACCUUCCUUUGUAAGAAGAAAUGAGAUCCAGGUAACAAGUCCCAUCAUCCAUCUAUACAGAUAAUUGUCUUGCUACAAGUUAUUUCUGCAUAUGAACAGUGUUCAAUAAUAGGCUCCUAAAUUCUAUGGGGAUGUGCACAUUAAAACUGCUUAGGAUAAGGAAUGUUGUAUUUUCUUGGGCUCUGCCAUAUCUUUAAUACUGUUUAAAUAGAAUUUGUAUGCCUUUGUUACCAUUUCCUGAAUAUCUCAAAAAUAUAUUCUUCCAAGUCAAUUACAAAUGUGCAGUCCUAUUCAGUCUGGCCUCAGGUUAAUAUUUUGUUCUUCUGUAGUAUAAUUUCGUCUGAUAAUCACAAACCACUUCCUGCAAUGCAGGGUAUGAUGAGUGCCAAAGAAGCAUACCAUUAGUGGGAUGGUGGGGUGGAUAAUUGAGUCCAAGAAUGGAGUAAUUCUGAUAUAAAGCACAAUAUUUUAAAGUGUACUGAAUAGAUGCUGGGAUCUGUUACUCUACUGCUAAAAAAUAUUAGGCACUUUGCCAGAAAUGUGCGUUAAGACCAGCAAUGAAACCCUCCUACCUGUUGCCAUACAAUUACAUCACUAGAAUCCUUAGUAGUGGGGAGCAAAACCUACUGCCAAAAUGCCUACUCCAAAUCUCUCUUGAAGGCAAUAGACUUCACUGGGAGUGUCUCAGGCCCAGAACAAGAUCUGAAAUCAAAACAUUUUUCAAUUACCAAAGCAUCAUAUGCUAAUUAUUUUUAGGUCUCAACUCAUCUUGAUUUGAUUUCUUUAUAUUAUACUCAGUAGAGAAGCCAAGAUCUGUAUGGACAGGGACUUGACUUUUCUUAGAUCUCCUGACUCUGCACGCUAGAGAUGAAGAUCUUUCCUAAGAGGACACAGGGAUGCUAACACUGUUCUUUCUUGUUGGUUAAGCCCCCUUUGCUUGGAAAAAAUUGACCCUGAAUGGGCAGCCCAGCCAAUUUCUGUUUUGUCCAUCCCCCCCGCGCGGAGUGUAACUUCAGCUUAGGAAAAAGGGUCUGGUUUUAACUGGUUACAAGUUGACACUCCCUAGUCCAGCAACACCCCGGUCUGGCAUUGUUGGGGUGACCCCGUGGGACCAGGAGCAUUACCAGACUAGGACAGGAGGAGCAUGGGAGUUCCCAGCAGCCCUGCUGCAGCCUGGGAGUGUCCCUGAUGGUAACAGGACCGCCAGGCAGAGCGCAAGCUGCUGGGAAGAGUCCGUGGCAGUAGCGGGGCCACCGGGCAGAGCAUGGAGCCCUCCCAGGCAGCAGCAGAGCUGUGGGGAAAAAAAGCAGAGCUCUGGGUGACAACAGAUCUGCAGGAGGGUAGAGGAGCCCUCUGCCCCCAUUGGGAGAGCAGAGCCCCGGGCAGCAGUGGGCAGCCAGGAGGAAAUGCAGAGACCCAGGUGUAUUGAUCCCCUCUGGUCUGGCAAAUUCGCCGGUCCCAGACCAGGGAGGUUCAACCUGCAGUUAAGUGCUAAAAUCCCACGGUAGACAAGGCAAAUUGUAGCCCUAACAUGUUAGCUGAUCACGUUAAACCCUAGACUCCUGACUAGGGUUUAUCUCAACUAGUUAGCGUGUUGUAAACGAGGGAUGUUGAAAGUCAUUUAAUAAGGUAACCGGAUAACCACUAAAAAUCGAUUAUACAAACUGGGGGCUCUGCAGUGUAAAGUUUUAAUAAGCUUCAGGCUGCAGAGCCUGCAGCAAAGCAGCAUGAGGGGAUGCUGGCUCCACU
Pelodiscus sinensis (Chinese soft-shelled turtle) is the source of this 4669-nucleotide messenger RNA. The record is from RefSeq and is a predicted model, not a curated record. Lineage: Eukaryota; Metazoa; Chordata; Testudines; Trionychidae.